Vicia villosa (hairy vetch) is the source of this 1516-nucleotide messenger RNA. RefSeq lists its product as uncharacterized. The record is from RefSeq and is a predicted model, not a curated record. The transcript has 2 exons. Lineage: Eukaryota; Viridiplantae; Streptophyta; Magnoliopsida; Fabales; Fabaceae. Bases 351 to 1382 code for a protein of 343 amino acids.
AUGAAAGCGUUAAUUUCCACACCAUAUACUCAAAUAUACUUCUACAACUGCACUUUAUUUUCUCAUAAUUUCAUGGUUGAACAUGAAUAAAUUAGUGAAAGUCAAUAAAAAUCUCUCUGUAUUUAAGCUGUUCAUAAUGUCAACUUCCUUUACCUCUUUCUAUAUUGUAAAUGUUUUGACAAUGUAAAAGAUGCCACAAAGAAUUCCAGCAAUUCAUCCCACUCACGUUCAUGUUAAAACCAAUAGAAAAAUAACCACUUGGUGAGUUUUCUAUUACCUAAAAGAGAGUAUAUAAUAAGGAGAGUUUCACAUUGAUCUCUCAUUGUAUCUAACAAAUAAUAAGAUUCAUCAUGAAUGUGUUAAGCAACAAAUGCUUAGUAUUUAUUCUGUUAUUAUCUGUAUUUGUAUCAUCAUGUGUGAGUGUGACGUCGACUAAGGUGGAAUCUCAGACAUGCUCAACCCGGAGGAGUCCUUGUUUUCUCAAGAAACUACCAUGUCCUGCUCAAUGCCCUUCAAAAUCACCAGCCAACCCAAGAGACAAAAUUUGCUAUCUUGAUUGUGAUUCUCCUGUGUGCAAAACUCAAUGCAAGAGUCGCAAACCAAAUUGUAAUGGUCGUGGAUCUGCAUGCUUAGACCCUCGAUUCGUUGGUGCGGAUGGCAUUGUUUUCUAUUUCCAUGGAAAAAGGAAUGAGCAUUUCAGUUUGGUAUCUGAUGUCAACCUUCAAAUCAACGCUCGUUUUAUCGGCCUUAGGCCGAAAGGGAGACCAAGGGAUUAUACUUGGAUUCAAGCAUUAGGAGUUUUCUUUGAUUCUCACAACUUUUCUGUUGAGGCCACUCCAUCUACAAUUUGGGAUGAUGAAGUUGACCAUUUGAAGCUCUCUUAUGAUGGAAAGGAACUCGUAAUCCCAGAAGGCCAUCUUUCUACAUGGCAAUCUGAGGAAAGUCAACUUAGAGUCGAGAGAACCUCGAACGAGAACGGUGUAAUGGUUACAAUUCCAGAAGUUGCUGAAAUAUCAGUCAAUGUGGUGCCGGUGACCAAGGAGGACAGUAGAAUUCAUAACUAUCAGAUUCCCCAUAAUGAUUGUUUUCCUCAUUUGGAAGUACAGUUCAAAUUCUAUGGUUUAUCGUCUAAAGUUGAAGGUGUUCUUGGUAGAACUUAUCAGCCUGAUUUUCAAAAUCCGGCGAAACCAGGCGUGGCAAUGCCGGUUGUUGGAGGGGAAGACAAGUAUAGAACCACGUCGCUUGUUUCUGCCAACUGUAAUGCUUGUAUAUUCUCUUCUGCUAAAGAUUCUGAGCAGAAAGGAUUGGAGAUUAUUGAAUAUGGUAUGAUGGACUGCACUGGUGGUGCCAGCAGUGGUAAUGGUAUAGUUUGCAGAAGAUAAAUCUGGUAGUUUCCAUUGUUUUCCUUUAAUAAUUGAACAUAUUCUAAGAAAAAGUAUCUGUGAUGUGCUCAGUAACUAAAAGUUAAUGUUUUGUAAUCAUAUUAUCUGAUUAAUAAGAAGUAUAAUAAUUUGUU